GUUAAAGUUUCUAUGUGGCACAGUGGAUGCAGCAAGCAUGAAGGCAAUCUGUAUGUCUGACCUGCUUUACAGAUGAGAAAAGCACCGAUGAGACCAGAGUUAACGUCUCGGACCACGUCGACCUGGGAGGAGUAUGAUGGCUUCCUCCUGCAACCCUGCAACAUGUGGCUACGCAAACUGCUGUCGCUGAAUAAUGAUAUUAUACUGGAUGCUAUGGAAGAUAGAUGGAUACUUACAGGUCGGUGUUUGCACAGAGCACAGCGGUGAGCGGGGGGAGAUCACGUUCGCAGGCAGACCUGUAGCGUCUCACUCCGCCGGAGCCAUUUCCUGUUGCUUUUAGGGCGAACAUGGAUGGAAACCAGGAGGCUGAAGGUCAGAAAGCAGACGUCAUCGUGCUCGGCGGAGGUUUGUCAGGUCUGAGUGCAGCCAAGCUGCUUAAAGAGUCUGGUUUGACUGUGGUAGUCUUGGAAGCACGGGAUCGAGUCGGGGGUCGGACCUAUACUGUGACAGGAUCGAAAUUCAAUUACGUAGACCUUGGAGGUGCUUAUAUCGGCCCCACCCAAAACUGCAUCCUUAGACUUGCGAGAGAGUUAGGGGUGAAAACCUACAUGGUAAAUGAAACGGAGCACCUUGUUCAUUAUACUAAGGGUAAGGCUCACCCCUUCCGCGGUCCCUUCCCACCGGCGUGGAACCUCCUGGUGUACCUGGAUUAUAACAACCUUUGGAGAACCCUGGACUCCCUGGGAAGACAGAUCCCUGCCGAAGCCCCAUGGACCUGUUCUCAUGCAGAGGAAUGGGACAACAUGACAAUGAGGGAGCUGAUUGACAAAAUCUGCUGGACAAGGACAGCUAAGGAUUUUGCCAGGCUUUUUGUGAAUGUCAAUGUGACAUCUGAGCCUCAUGAAGUUUCGGUGCUCUGGUUCCUUUGGUACGUGAAGCAGUGUGGGGGAACAAGAAGAAUUUUCUCCACGUCGAAUGGAGGACAGGAGAGGAAAUUCGUGGGCGGGUCCGGACAAAUCAGCGAGCGAAUAGCAGCGCAGCUGAGAGGGAGCGUCAUGCUGAACCAGCCUGUUGUCAGAGUUUCUCAGAAUGCUGAGGGAGUUUCUGUGGAAACAUUAACUGGAGACAAAUACAAGGGGGGGUACAUUAUCAGUGCUAUCCCACCGGGACUGACCAUGAAUAUCCACUAUGAGCCUGGACUACCACCCAUCAGGAAUCAGCUGAUCCAGAGGGUUCCCAUGGGCUCCAUAAUCAAGUGCAUGAUGUACUACAAAAGGUCAUUUUGGAAGGAGAAGGGCUACUGUGGAACAAUGAUGAUUGAAGAUGAAGACUCCCCUAUUUCAAUGACCCUAGAUGACACCAAACCAGACGGCUCAUGUCCUUGCAUCAUGGGAUUUAUUUUAGCCAGAAAAGCCAGGGAGCUCAUCCACUUGACUAAAGAGGAGAGGAAACAGCGAAUAUGUCAGAUAUAUUCAAAGGUGUUGGGCACUACUGAUGCUCUUCAGCCGCUUCACUACGAGGAGAAGGACUGGUGUGGCGAGCAGUAUUCCGGGGGCUGUUAUGCUGCCUACUUCCCUCCUGGAACCUACCGCCAGUUCAGCAGGGCCCUCAGGGAACCAUUCGGCAGGCUAUUUUUUGCAGGCACCGAAACGGCCACCAAAUGGAGCGGCUACAUGGACGGGGCCGUGCAGGCAGGAGAGAGGGCAGCCAGAGAGGUGCUGCAUGCCAUGGGCCGAAUCUCAUCCCUGGAGAUCUGGAAAGAGGAUGAAGAAGAUCAGGACGUUCCGUCGAAGCCGAUCACGGCGAGUUUCCUCGAGAAGUGGCUGCCUUCUGUUCCUGCCUUUGUGUCGAUGGCGACGAUCUGUACCGUGUUUAUAUCUGCCUUUGGAAUAGCCUUACUGAAACCAAGCAUUCAGGUCCGUCUCUCCCGCUGAGAUUUCAUAAUAUUGCCAACGUGAUUUAUGUAAUGAAAGGCAAAAAUCUGCCCCAUUGUGCUAGGAGGAUUCGAUACACUGCAUUUAAAUCAAAAUGAUUCAAACAGGUAGAGAUAAGAUCAAUCAAAUACAAUGAUUUUUUUUUUACAUUAAAAUGUUUUCUUUAUCAUUUGUGCUAUAUUUAUAAGAUUACAAAACUGAUGAGAAAGUGAGAUGUUACAGGAAGUAAGUAUAUAUAUAAACUUUAUUGAUUUCCUUUCUUAAAGCACAACAUUUCUCCAAAUGAUGUUUUUCUUUUCAUUUUAGAUCAUUAUUGUUUCAGUACAUGUGCUUAACAUUAAGUUCAUGUCAACAGUUUCAUCAAUGGUUAUUUAGAUAAAUGUGACAGUUAUUAAUGGCUACAUGAGACAAACAAAAAAAAGCAGACAUUAACAAACAUGUUAAUGGUCCUUAAUGUCUUGUGGUGCAUUAUUGGAUGAUUUGGAGUCUCCUUUUUGUCUUUUACUUUUCCUUGAGAACUUUGGGUUUUUGUGCCGUUAGGAAAGCGCUACACGACCAUAUUUGUCUGGAGUAAUACGCUAAAUGUGAAAUCAGCUAAAUGUCAUAUGACGACGUCUAACCUUUAAAUGCCGUUUGUCUGCAUUAUUGUGAACAGGAAGUGCCAUCUUGAAGAAGCUUAUGUUAACACUUAAAGCCUGCAAGAAGCUCUUAUAGCACAAGUCGUUAUGCAUAUUGCAAGAGUUGUUCGUAUCUGUAUGUGUCAUGCUUCAUAAACUACUCAUUAUUAUGCAACGUACUGUAUGCAGUGCAGACGCAGUGCAGUUGCAUGACAGUGCACAGUGGUUACAUUGACACUGCUGUAUAUGGUGCUGCAUGGUUGCAUUUACACUGUCUUACAUACUUGCAUUAAAGACAUUAAUAGACACAUCUUAGGUAAUGCGUAUGGUUGUAUUCUGUAGAGUUGGCGUUAUGAAUGUGCUGACUGUCCUUUGUGUAAGAAUACUUUCUCUUUAAUAGUGGGUAUUUCUAUAUAUAGAGAUCAAGUGGUAUGUCAAAUGCAAUGUGUCUUUUCCCAAACGAAUGACUGUUUCCAGCGUGGACCUAAAUUUUGUAUUUAUAUUAAACUGUAAACACAUAAAUAGCAUUGUAAGACAAGGAAGAAUCAGUUGUCUUUCUUUGUGUUUCUUUGGCUUGGGAGGCUGAAUCCCCGUCUGCUCUGUGUGUGGAGUUUGCAUGUUUUCCCCAUGUGUGAGAGGCAUACAGGAACACUGAUUUUUCCCUGUGUGAUACUGGUUUCUUCCUUUAAUCCAAAGACAUGCUAUUAGGCGUCUCUGAAUUUCCCGUAGAGUAUGACUGAUUUUGUGCAUGCAUAUGUCCUGCCAUGACCUGGCAUCUUGGCCAGAGUAUAAACUCACUUGGUGCCCUAUGAAAAAAGGACAGAAAUUAUGGUAUUUUAGCCAUAAUCUACACUCAUCCUACCUGGUCUCUGAUGAGCUAAACCUGAUCUCAGGCAGACAGUCACUCAUCAGGUAGGAUGGAAAACCUGCUGGAUAUUGGCACUCCAGGAUCAGGGCUGCCUGCCCCCUGCACUAGUGCCAAACUUCUUACGGCCGUUGUUAUUCUGGGAGAGUCCUGAAAAGCAGACAUUUACUGCUGGUUUAGUCCCAUGGAAGCGUGACAUUGUGGAUGCGACUUACGGACCGUGGCACCCUGAGUGUGACAUUCAAGCUGCGUAUUCACACAGGCCGGGAUGGAGAAAUGACUCACCGACAGACUUUGGCUUUACCGUGACCACGCUGACUCUUUUGUGAAAGGUGCUAUAUAAAAAUGAAUUGAGUUUUAGUUACUUUGCUAUUUCGCACCUUGUUUGUACAAUCUAACAAUCUUUCAAAUUAAUGGAUUAACAGGAAAUCUAUCAUCGGAGCUGGCUGGGAGUACACAGGAAAGUUUGCCGUUUUCCUUUUUAUUGCAACCUUUCUCUGUGGAUUAGUUCGACAUUUGAUAGAAACAGCUGUUUCUGUGGCUUGGGCCCUCACUCAACUGCAUGAAAGGCCUCUCUAUGCACUGCCAGUUCUCAGGAACAGGGUCUCCCGGCAACAGCUCCAGGAUGAAUAAAUCUGAGCUUUGGCUAUUCUGCUGUGAGUGGUGUGACUGGCCAAGAUGAGGACGCCUGGUUUUAAAGCGAGAUUCUUAGUGGGAAAAUGCUUAAAUCUGUCUGUAUCAGAAAUGACAUGCCUGUCACUUUUGGAAAUAUUUUAUUAUUUAUGUUAUUUUAAGACAAAAAAAGCUGUGCAUUUGGUUGUACUUUAUCUGCUUGUAGCAUUACCAUUUGCAUAUUUCACACUAACCAACAACACUUUUGAAUAAAAAGCUUUUGUGCCUCUA
Paramormyrops kingsleyae is the source of this 4319-nucleotide messenger RNA. Its product is annotated as amine oxidase [flavin-containing] B-like. Gene Ontology annotation, cellular component: mitochondrion. Gene Ontology annotation, molecular function: flavin adenine dinucleotide binding; primary methylamine oxidase activity. Lineage: Eukaryota; Metazoa; Chordata; Actinopteri; Osteoglossiformes; Mormyridae. The record is from RefSeq and is a predicted model, not a curated record.